ACGGCGAAACAUACAAAAGCAGCCGGCUUGGACCUGAGGCCUGAAAUAUCUCACUCAGCAGACACACCUCGAGUGGUAUUCAUUCCCGGUUCCCCACGACGAACUCAUUACAUUGGACCGUAGGUGCUUCUUCUCUAUCUGCAUAUCUUAACACCCCACGUUCAGGCUACCAUGGGUAAUUCGCCUUCGAGUCGUAGGCCAGCAACAUCGAAUACUUCACCCAGUGAUUUCGAUCGAAACUACAAGCUCAAAGCUAGAACUGCUGCUGAAGAGCUUGAAGUGAACAUGAGUCCUCCAGUAGCUACUCCAAGGCACAGGUCUUCGCAGCAUCUCCACGGCCACUCACGGACUAUGCUGAGCCCACCACCAAACUCAAUGUCUGAAAGUUCAUCGCAUCGUAGGGCUCGAUCGGUGAACACUCUAACAUCCAGUUAGUGCUCCUCCUCCGUACUCGGCUGUACC
Messenger RNA from Serpula lacrymans var. lacrymans S7.9, 462 nucleotides. RefSeq lists its product as uncharacterized. The record is from RefSeq and is a predicted model, not a curated record. The annotation marks the transcript as partial. Lineage: Eukaryota; Fungi; Basidiomycota; Agaricomycetes; Boletales; Serpulaceae. The transcript is spliced from 2 exons.